Aplysia californica (California sea hare) is the source of this 679-nucleotide messenger RNA. RefSeq lists its product as uncharacterized. NCBI's taxonomy places the organism in Eukaryota, Metazoa, Mollusca, Gastropoda, Aplysiida, Aplysiidae. The coding region runs from base 148 to 516 and encodes 122 amino acids. The record is from RefSeq and is a predicted model, not a curated record. The transcript has 5 exons.
GUUCAGCCAGAUGUUCAAUUCAUCACAAGUUCAUAGGUCUAUGUUCUACAUGCUCAGAGGCUUCUUGGGUCUGCCACUAUCGGCUAAUCUACAACGCUCUAUACAGCUGGGCGGACUGACGUGGAGCCCUGGGGCGUUCCAGGAGUCAUGUCCGGAUACGGGGCCAGCGAUUUCCUCAACAACUAUUCCAUGUCAGUUGACGAAAUGAUGGAGGGCAAGCCUUUUCCAGUUCUGAUUCCCAUCAACCCCUUUCCCAACCCCUUUAGCAAGCAAGAAGAAAUUCAGAGCGUAAUGCCAUCCCACGAUGAACUAACAAGCCCUGGCGCAAAAGAGACAAACUUGUGCCCCUGGCCUCGUAAAGGUGAGCCCUUCAGGGCCGACAGAUGGCCCAGCAGCAAUAUAGACAGAGUGGACCUCAGUGAUGUCACUUUCCCCCGUCGCUAUGCAAGAUCUGUCAGUGGAGAUUGGAUGCACAACUGGGCAGAAAACAUGUACAGACUCAAUUACAUGGGCUGAUUUUUGCAUUGACUUAAAGUCAGCGCUGUGCCCAAGGCUAAAGCUAAUGUGGAUUCAAAAACGACGUUCUCGUUGUCCCCCUAUAAUAAUAAAUGUUGUUCCACAAAUAAUAAAACUCAAUAAAUAUGCUUUAUCAAUCAGGAAAAAAACAGGUGUUUUGUUU